AUGGAAGUACCUCAAUCAGCAAACGUGUACACGCUAAACUCAUUACCAGUGAGAAUCAGAUACACAGGCACGCAUGCUCUGAAGCAUUUCAAAGUCGAGGAGGAAUUGAAAGAUGGGGAGAAGGUUUACAGCACACACAUCCGUGGACGGAGACUUAUUGGUAAAGAGAUGCCCUUAGAGUAUCAAGCGCAUAUUUUGACAAAGCAGUUCGACGCGUUGCAAUCCUUGGGUGUUUGCGAAAAGGGCAUAUGGUUUGAAAGAGAAGG
Messenger RNA from Williopsis jadinii, 266 nucleotides. RefSeq lists its product as uncharacterized. The transcript has a single exon. Gene Ontology annotation, biological process: RNA catabolic process. The record is from RefSeq and is a predicted model, not a curated record. Gene Ontology annotation, cellular component: ribonuclease H2 complex. The annotation marks the transcript as partial. NCBI's taxonomy places the organism in Eukaryota, Fungi, Ascomycota, Saccharomycetes, Phaffomycetales, Wickerhamomycetaceae.